CCCCCGCCCUCUCUCCUUUAGAUAUAAAUUCAGGUGAUCUCAUCAUGCAGAGAAAACAGAUUAAAUCCUCAAAACCCUCCAUUUUCAUCUUCAUCGCCAUGGCCUGCCUUAUCUCUCUCACCCUCCUCUCCCUCCUCGUCAUCUUUUCCAUUUCCUCUGCAAAAUCACAUCAUCCAUCACCAAGCCAUAAACCUAGUCCAACAUUUUCUUCCGCCUCUCCCGAGAUCAUCCACCAAGCCUGCAAAGCAACCCGGUUUCCAGAUUCAUGCGAGGGCGCUUUGAUUCAGUCCUCCAAUCUGACCCAGAAUGCAAAACCCAUCGAGAUCGUCCAAGCGGCCAUGUCCAUAUCCGCUCAGAACCUCAAGACCGCCCAGUCUAUGGUGAAAACCAUCCGAGACACCUCUUCCGACAACCUGAACCGCUCCAAGGCGGCCAUGACCUGCCUGGAGGUUCUACACAACUCAGAAUACCGGCUCUCAUCGGCGGCUGACGUGUUGCCAGGUGGCAGGAUCAAGGACGCCCGGGCUUGGAUGAGCGCGGCCCUUUGUUACCAGUACGAUUGCUGGUCGGGCCUAAAGUACGUCAACGAUAGUCAAAGGGUCAACCAAACCAUGGCUUUCAUGGACUCGUUGAUUGGGCUGACCAGCAAUGCACUCAGUAUGAUGAUCUCCUACGAUCUCUUCCAGGACAAGCUCGAGUCUUGGAGACCCCCAAUGACGGAGAGAAACGGUUUCUGGGAGGACGGUGGGGUCGGCGGGUCAGGUUCCGGGUUCAAGGGCGGUUUUCCGUCGGGUUUGUCAGCGGACAUUACCGUCUGUAAGGAGGAGGGUUCCGGCUGUUACAAGACGGUGCAGGCCGCGGUGGACGCUGCCCCCGAUAACCAGUUAGCUCGUAAGUUUGUCAUCUGUAUCAAGACCGGUGUGUACGAUGAGAUCGUACGGGUCCCACUUGAGAAGAAGAACCUCGUCUUUAUAGGUGAUGGCAUGGGCAAAACCGUCAUUACGGGCUCCUGGAAUGCGGGCCAGUCUGGCAUUACAACUUAUAACACAGCAACCGUCGGAGUUUUAGGAGACGGUUUUAUGGCUCGAGACCUAACGAUACAGAAUACGGCCGGACCGGAUGCGCACCAAGCCGUGGCACUCCGGUUGGAUAGUGACCUAUCGAUCAUAGAGAACUGUGAGCUCCUGGGCAACCAAGACACUCUCUACGCCCACUCCCUGCGUCAGUACUACAAGGGCUGCCGCAUCGAAGGCAACGUUGACUUCAUCUUCGGCAACUCGGCUGCAGUGUUCGAGGACUCGCUCAUCCUGGUCCGGCCUCGACAGGUCAACCCGGAGAAAGGUGAGACCAAUGCAGUGACAGCUCAUGGCCGGACCGACCCGGCCCAGUCCACAGGGUUCGUUUUCCAAAACUGCGUCAUCAAUGGAACGGAUGAAUACAUGGGCUUGUACUACAGCAAGCCCAAGGUUCACAAGAACUUCUUGGGGAGGCCAUGGAAGGAGUACUCAAGAACAGUUUUCAUACAUUGUUAUCUGGAAGCCCUCAUUAGUCCACUGGGGUGGUUGCCAUGGAGCGGCGACUUUGCACUCUCGACGCUCUAUUACGGCGAGUUUGAGAAUUCCGGUGCUGGUACAAAUGUGACUGGUAGGGUGAACUGGAGUAGUCAGAUACCCGAUAAACAUGUCCAUGCCUAUUCUCCCCAGAAUUUCAUUCAAGGGGAUCAGUGGAUCCCUACGUCUUCCUGAU
Molecule: messenger RNA, 1746 nt
Organism: Telopea speciosissima
Lineage: Eukaryota; Viridiplantae; Streptophyta; Magnoliopsida; Proteales; Proteaceae
Product: probable pectinesterase/pectinesterase inhibitor 51
Exons: 2
Coding region: 45-1745 (566 amino acids)
Biological process (GO): cell wall modification
Molecular function (GO): pectinesterase inhibitor activity; pectinesterase activity
Source: RefSeq, a predicted model, not a curated record